This is a messenger RNA of Camelina sativa (false flax), 1611 nucleotides long. Its product is annotated as protein CYTOSOLIC ABA RECEPTOR KINASE 1. Gene Ontology annotation, biological process: protein phosphorylation. The record is from RefSeq and is a predicted model, not a curated record. NCBI's taxonomy places the organism in Eukaryota, Viridiplantae, Streptophyta, Magnoliopsida, Brassicales, Brassicaceae. Gene Ontology annotation, molecular function: ATP binding; protein kinase activity.
GAAAACAAAGUAGCUAUCGUGCGCCACCAUCACGCACCCUAUAAAUCCAUUUUACUGUAAAUUUCCGCCGGGAAGAAAAGUCUCUCUCUCUCUCUGCCUUCUUCUUCACCAACCCCUAGUCCCUACGCACACGAACAACAACAACAAGAGAGAGAUUAGAAGAAGAAGACGAAACCCCUCAAAAUCCUUCUUUCUUCAUCUGAUAAAUUCUACUUCUUCUUCUUGUGUUUUGUUCGUUUUGUUUGGAAAGAGGUACUGGACACAGUUUCGUGUGAGGAGAGAAAAAAGCGUAAUGAGCUGUUUUGGUUGUUGUGGUGGUGAGGAUUUCCGUAGAGUUGCUGAGACUGGACCAAAGCCAGUGCACAAUGCAGGAGGUUACAAUGGAGGUCACCAUCAAAGGGCAGAUCCACCAAAGAACCCGCCAGUCAUUCAGAUGCAGCCUAUUGCUGUGCCGGCCAUUCAAGCUGAUGAGUUGAAGGAUAUAACCGAUAACUAUGGUUCAAAGUCCUUGAUUGGUGAGGGUUCAUAUGGUAGAGUGUUUUAUGGUGUUCUUAGAAGCGGUAAGGCAGCUGCCAUUAAGAAACUGGAUUCUAGUAAGCAACCGGAUCAAGAAUUUCUCGCCCAGGUAUCAAUGGUUUCGAGAUUGCGACAAGACAAUGUUGUUGCGCUCCUUGGCUAUUGUGUUGAUGGUCCACUACGUGUUCUUGCUUAUGAAUAUGCUCCUAAUGGAUCUCUUCAUGAUAUUCUUCAUGGUCGAAAAGGUGUUAAAGGAGCACAGCCAGGUCCUGUUCUGUCGUGGCACCAGAGAGUCAAAAUUGCUGUUGGUGCAGCUAGAGGACUUGAGUACUUGCAUGAGAAGGCAAACCCUCAUGUUAUCCACCGAGACAUCAAAUCCAGCAAUGUACUUUUGUUUGACGAUGAUGUUGCCAAAAUUGCUGAUUUUGAUUUGUCCAACCAAGCCCCUGACAUGGCUGCACGCCUUCACUCAACCCGUGUACUCGGAACCUUUGGCUAUCAUGCUCCAGAGUAUGCAAUGACGGGGACAUUGAGCACAAAAAGUGAUGUCUACAGUUUUGGGGUUGUUCUGCUGGAGCUCCUCACAGGUCGUAAGCCAGUUGAUCAUACCUUACCUCGUGGACAGCAGAGUCUCGUGACAUGGGCAACCCCUAAACUGAGUGAAGACAAAGUGAAGCAGUGUGUUGAUGCCAGACUAAGCGGAGAAUAUCCUCCCAAAGCUGUUGCCAAGCUGGCUGCGGUUGCUGCCCUGUGUGUACAAUACGAGGCAGACUUCAGGCCAAACAUGAGCAUAGUGGUAAAGGCUCUUCAGCCUCUGCUCAAUCCUCCUCGCUCUGCUCCUCAGACUCCACACAGGAACCCGUAUUAAAUUUGCUCCAAUCUGAGUUCACCCCUUGUGAUCGCUAUUUCAUUUGUUUUUGUUUGAAUCCGAUUUGUGUAAAUUUGUGAAAUAGGCUAUUUUAUUUCUCUCAUAAAACAUGCCACUUUACUGAUAUUGCUCUAUAUUUAUAUCUAUGUCAUGCCUGUGAUGUAAGUGUCUACUAAUUUUACAAUAUGCGAGGAAAAAGAUAUACAAACACUCUUUUUGUGCGUCUC